CGCAAAUUUCCCCGGGCUUGGAUUAGUCUCACUCGUUUGGAAAGUAAAAAAAUCCAAGACGUUGAUCGAUGCAGAAAAUGAUCUAUUAGUUUUGUUAUUUUUCCGUUGAGCAAAAGUGAAAAGUUUGUGAGUUAUCGAAAUGAAUCCAGCACCUGUAACAUCGAGGCCAAUCGUUGGCGAUUCUACAAGUGGUGUAGCGACAUCUCUACCACCUCCUGCACCACCGGCUCCGCUAGUUCGUCCGCUCUAUGCUAAACCAAUAGUUGCACCCCAUAUUCAAGACCUACCAACUAAACCGCCUUUGCCACCAGGACAACAGUUUGCAACCUUCAAAACCCACCAAUAUCCAGUCAACACACCACCAGCGGUUUAUUACCAACCUGGACCACGUCAAAUAAUAAUGAGUCAGGAUGGGUCAGGAUUUCAGCGGCCGCCAAAUCCGUCUGCAUCACCGCAAAAUAUGCGUCCCAUCGCACCAUCGCCGAUGAAUCGACCGGGUGGUCCUGGGCCACGCCCGCCCGCACCGGGAUCACCUGCCCCUAGUCAGUACCCCAACAUGAGACCCCAAAUGCCAUCUCCACAACCCGGUAUGCAGCGUCCGAUCAUGAACCAGAAUAUGCGUCCAACUACUCCGCAGCAAGUUCGGGCUCCCAACAUGAUGCCACAGAAUGCCAGACCCCCAUUCUCACCACAGAAUUCUAUCGCGGGAAGCAAUCCCCAAAUAAGACCGGGACCACCGCCGGUUCGUCCUCCAGGAGUCGGUCCUCCAAUGAAUCAACCCGGGAUGAUUUCUAUGCAGCAGAAUCGUCCAGCACCAAUCCCUCAACAGAUCAUAAACAAUCGUCCUCCGGCGAUGCCUUUCAAAUCCCCUGUUCAGGGUUUAAAUCCCGGGGAGACUUACGAACGAGAGUCACCUGAAGCAUUAAGUCGAAUGCAAUCCGACCUUAGCAUUGGAAAAGUUGACAGUCCCAAGAGUAGUUAUUUAUCUACAGAUGACGAUGAAGACGUUGUUAUUGGCAAGAUAACUCCUUUGGCUUCGUCAAGAUCCCCGGACAAUCAAAUUAGCCCUACGAUAAAAACUGCGCCGUCAGUGCCAUUCCACAGAUCUGACAGUCAGAUGUCGAUUCCAUCUAGACCACCAUCUGGCAUGGGAAAUUAUGGAAAACAACCGGAUGCAGCACUGAAAACCUCACAUUCUCCGGCACCAGCAGUCCAAUCAAAUGAAAUUGUCUACAAGGAAAAGCACAUGAUAUCACCUGAAAAGCCCCUUAACGGAAUUGGAGCUGCAGAACGCAUGAAAACUCCUUCACCCGAGCAGGGAAAAUAUGUGAACAUCGACCAGAUCAAGCCUUCUAGUCGGACACCGUCAACGGACAACAUGAACCGCCCGAACAAACCGAUGGAUCUGCCGUCGUCACCUCGUCCACAGGUGACAGCACCACAAUCACAGCAACAACCUCCCACGGCGGUCUCAAUGGCCUCGAAACCUGGCAAACCACCACAGGCCACUCCGACCACACCCGGAACAGAGCGAGUAACUUUUGUUUUGCCCGAAGAAACAAACAGUGUACCAAAUUCAGAACCAUUGCGGAAGACACCCGUUCCGCCGAACAUUCUUAAAAAGCCCGACGCGGAAACGCGUGGCCGCAGCCCUUUUAAGAAUCACCUCUCCGUGGAGCGCAAUUAUUCGCCCGUAGAUAACAAAGGUGACAAUGACAGUGGAGUGGAUGAAUCAACUCAAGAAAAAGAACGAAAUGGUCCAACUUCUCCAGUAUCUCCAGUGAAAUCACCCAGCAAAAUCCCGUCACUGCGAAGACCAGAAAGCAUCACUCCCCAUAGCCGUUCCAGAAGCACAUCGAAGCAACGACUAACGGCCAAAACGCCAGAAACUCCAACCGAACCUUUGAUCAAAAAAAUACCAAUGAAUAAGAUUCAGGUCGGUGCUACUCCGUCGCCCAAUCUGAAGGUUGUUCGGUCCAAGAUUGGCUCGCUGGAAAAUGCAACCCACAAGCCGGGCGGUGGAAACGUUAAGAUAGAAACGAAAAAAAUUGAAAUUAAAGCUGGGUCCAGAAUCGAAGCCAAAAACGAGCACUACGUCCCGAAGGGUGGUGAUAAGAAGAUUAUCACAACCAAGCUGCAGUGGAACGCGAAACCCAAGAUUGGCUCGCUCGAAAAUGCCACCCACAAGCCAGGUGGUGGUGACAAACGAAUUGAGGUACUCAAAACGGACUUCAAGGAGCGUGCCCGACCCAAAGUAGGCUCGAAGGACAACUUGGGCUACCAGCCGGGUGGCGGCGAUGUUAAGCCUGGAAGUACCACCAUUGUUGAACAAAACAAAAGAGUCAUUAUCAAUCAAAAGCUGGAUAUCAAGGCGGAGAGCAAGGUGGGAUCGCUCGAAAACGUCAAGCACAAACCAGGAGGUGGCGAUAAGAAGAUCUUUGAUGACAGGGAGUAUCUGAAGCAGAUUGAUCAUCCCAUAAUUCCAACACCACCAUCGCAGAGUCCUACACCGGACGAUCUCAGCAUUAACGAAGCAAGCAGCGUAGAAGCAGAUGCACAUCAUUCAACAGUUACUACUACAAACACACAACUAACCAACUAAAUUUCACGCACCUUCGCUUUGUACCCGCAACAAGUAUAACAAUUAAGCCACCUGCAAUCUGCUAAGUUUUUUUAAACUUGGGCAUUUUCAUUUUUAAAUACGUAUUCUUGCAAAGUAACGGCUAGAAUUUAGUUAGCAAGUGUUGAUAUAGGUAACACAAUUUUGUAAAAUUUAAAACAUUUUCAAAUUUUGCUUAAUCACUCAAGAUCAUAUUAAAAAAAAUAUAUAAAAAAAUAAUGGCAUUAUAAAAACCAUUGUCACAGUAAAUCAUUAAUAUUUUUGUUAUAAAUCAAACCAUGCACUUAUAGAAACAAUCAUUUACAUUAUUUUUUGCAUGCUCCUAAUAUGUUUUACUUUUUUUCUACGCGUGAAUAAUUUCUGUUUGAUUUGUUCCUGGAAAAUUGACCUUUACUUGUUUAAUGUAGCCUUUCUAUUUAACAUUCCAACGCCAAAGGCUCCAAAAAAGUUGGAACGGUAACUUUAACUCGCUGGUUCUCGGGCAUAACUCAACCAAUCAAGAUGAUUCUUCUUUCCAGUGAUUUGUUAGGAUGUCUAGAUGAUUCUAGAACUUUGCAGCAAGGGUCCUGAUUUUCGGUUCAAUGAACAGAAACCACUCACUCAUCGCCUAUCCAGUCGUCGCCUAUUCUAACCCGCUAGCAUUCAUGAGCGAAUGAUACUCGCAAGCAGCCAGCGAGUGGCCCGAACUGUUCACUCAGCGAACAAAUACAUCGUGAAAAUUUUUGCCUACUCCGUCGCUCGACGACACUCACACACUACCAUGCUCAGCGAAGAGCCAUUCUCACAAAAUGCCAGCGCGGCAGUCUUUUUGUCUUCACGCCCUCAGUUUGCCAUCAAUUUGAUUUUUUCUUGGUGGAAGUUUCUUUGAAUGGUGUCUAUAAUGUUAUGAAAUCAAAAUAAAUGCACAAUUUAAUUGAUAACAUUGAUUUUAGGCAACCCAAAUGAAUGAGUAUAACGCAGCGCAUCAGAGAAAAAAUGUUUUUAGUUCAGAGUGAUCGGUGACGUUCGGCCUGCCUGAGCCGUUCGGAGACUGAGCCGAUCAGAGAGAGAAGGAGAGUAGAAGCGAGAGUGUUCGGGAGCGAAUGGUGAGAAAGUGACAAACAGUAGGAAUUCAUCAGGGCAGUAUCGCGUCGCCUGCUAUUUGUGCUCGCGAAUGGAGUGGUUGAUUUUGAACAAUCAGGACCCUUGCUUUGCAGAACUUAAUUUGAUCAAAUCUGUAAUUUUUGCGAUCAAAAACAUCGUUCCAACUUUUUUUUUCGCCUGUAAAAAAAAUUCGCCAAAAAAUCCGCGGAGGCAGUCGUUUUAAAAAAAGGUGGAACGAUGUUUUCGGUCGCAGAAAUUACAGUUUUGAUCAAAUCAAGUUUUGCAAAAUUUUAGGAUCGUCUAGACAUUCUUACAAAUCACUGAAAACAAGAAUCGUCUCGAUUGGUUGAGUAAUGCCCGAGAACCAGCGAGUUGAAGUUACCGUUCCACCUUUUUUGGGAGGCUUGGGCGUCCGUGUAAGUUGGACAUGCGUUGGGCGUUCCAGUGUUAAAAAGGACUCUGGUUGCUAGCAAUCUAGUUAUAUUGACAUUCGCAUCUAUACAUUUGUUCAUAACAGCGACAAGAUGGAAUACAACCUUACUUUUACUAUGUACUGUAUAUGAAGUGUUCUCGAUGGAAUUAAAUUGCAUUUUUUUUUUUGUUAGUUUAUCGAAUACAUGACAAUACAAAUUGGGUUAAGUAAAGAUCCUUUUUCGUAGUGUAAAACUAAGAUUUGUAGUUGUAUAUUUAUAAUAUCUUCAUUCAGAUUAUCACUUCUUUGUUUUAUAUUGUAACUUAUUUUGUCCCUGUUUUUGUUUGAGAAAGUAUUUGUUUGCUUAGCUGAAUUUUUUGAAAGGGUUUCAGCAAAUUCUUGGUUUUGUAUUUUAGUUUAUCAAUUAUCAUUUCUAUUUUAUUGUUUUUAUUUUUUUAU
Culex pipiens pallens (northern house mosquito) is the source of this 4574-nucleotide messenger RNA. It is a transcript of the gene tau, whose product is annotated as microtubule-associated protein tau. Lineage: Eukaryota; Metazoa; Arthropoda; Insecta; Diptera; Culicidae. Gene Ontology annotation, cellular component: neuron projection. Bases 140 to 2602 code for a protein of 820 amino acids. The transcript is spliced from 9 exons. The record is from RefSeq and is a predicted model, not a curated record. Gene Ontology annotation, biological process: neuron projection development; microtubule cytoskeleton organization. Gene Ontology annotation, molecular function: microtubule binding.